Solanum verrucosum is the source of this 1098-nucleotide messenger RNA. Its product is annotated as heat stress transcription factor A-2-like. Gene Ontology annotation, molecular function: RNA polymerase II cis-regulatory region sequence-specific DNA binding; DNA-binding transcription factor activity. Gene Ontology annotation, biological process: regulation of transcription by RNA polymerase II. The transcript has 2 exons. The record is from RefSeq and is a predicted model, not a curated record. Gene Ontology annotation, cellular component: nucleus. NCBI's taxonomy places the organism in Eukaryota, Viridiplantae, Streptophyta, Magnoliopsida, Solanales, Solanaceae. The coding region runs from base 8 to 1096 and encodes 362 amino acids.
GGAGACAAUGAGAGAGGAUAAAACCAUGGUGAUUGAUGUGAAUGAGAAUGAGAAGAAUGUUAAUGGUGGAGUAGUACUAGAGGUGAAAGAAGAACCAGUUAUAUUUAUUGAUGAAGAUGACAUUAUUGGGGAUUUUACUUGUUCAUUGCCAAAGCCUUUGGAUGGGUUACGUGAUGUAGGUCCACCUCCGUUUUUGAAGAAGACGUUUGAAAUGGUGGAUGAUCCAAAUACAGACUCUAUAAUCUCAUGGAGUAACAAUCAAAACAGCUUUGUUGUUUGGGAUCCUCACAAAUUUUCAAUUCAUCUUCUACCUAAACACUUUAAGCACAACAACUUCUCUAGCUUUAUCCGCCAGCUUAAUACCUAUCGUUUCAGGAAAAUUGAUUCAGAUAGAUGGGAAUUUGCGAAUGAGGGUUUUCAGAAAGGGAAGAAGCAUUUGCUGGUAAAUAUCAAGAGAAGAAAGCAGUAUCCUCAACAAGGAGGAGGAGGAGGAGGAGGAGGAGCAGCAAAAUCUUGGGUAGGAGGUUGUUGCAAGGAUGGAACUGAAGCGGCGGAGAUAGAAAAGCUGAAAAAGGAUCACAACACAUUGAAAAUGGAAAUUCUGAAGCUAAAACAACAACAAGAGAGCACUGAUACGUAUUUAGCUACUAUGAAGGAGAGGUUACAGAACAGUGAAACUAAACAAAAAUAUAUGGUGAUCUUCAUGGCGAAAACGUUCAACAACCCUAUGUUUGUUCAACAUCUGAUUGAGAAGAUGAAACAGGGGGGGAAGACUACAACGGUAGAGAAUGGGACCAAAAAGAGAAGGUUGUGUAGUGAUGAAAAUCAAGAGGAGUACACAACAAUUAAGUCGGAGAUACAAACACUUUUCUCUUGUGAUGAAUCAUCGAACAGUCCAGUUGAGGAACAAAAAGGUAAGGGAAAUAAUAACAGCAGCCCAGAGAUGGUAUCUGAGAACUAUAUAUUGUGGGAGAAGCUGAUGGAAGAUGACAUGAUUUGUGAGAAUGGAGCAGAAACAGAUAAGUAUCAAAGUGAGAUAGUUCUUGAACUUGAGGAUUUGAUCUCUAACCCAUCCGAGUGCAAGUGUAUGCCUUAAAU